Molecule: messenger RNA, 1724 nt
Organism: Ctenocephalides felis (cat flea)
Lineage: Eukaryota; Metazoa; Arthropoda; Insecta; Siphonaptera; Pulicidae
Gene: wgn
Product: tumor necrosis factor receptor superfamily member wengen
Exons: 8
Coding region: 189-1673 (494 amino acids)
Molecular function (GO): protein binding
Source: RefSeq, a predicted model, not a curated record
UUUUGUUUACCAAAUUGACUUGUGACUUGUGAUAAUUUAUAUAUUUGUGUAAUAAUUAUAUUAAAAAUAUUUUUUAACAAUGUUAAACGAAAAUACAUUUUUGAUCAAACUGGAAUCUAUUAUGGUAUAAUAAAGGCUUUCACACUAAUCAAAAUUCAAGCUGGAUAUAUUUAGUUGACAAUAUUUGCAUGGGUGUAAAUGUUUUAUUAAAGUUGCUGCUGCUGCUACUGCCGUUAGCAGCGGCUGCAACCGAAUCAGGCUUCGCUGGACGAAUAAAUUUCGAUGACAUCCAAUUAAAUCAAAAAGAACCAUUUUCUUCCACGAUUUCCAAUGGCUGGUUGCCCCUUGCUAGAAAACGAUACGCCGCUGGUUGUGAAUACGGUCGCAGUUACUGGAACGCAGCCGGCCAGAGGUGCGUCGCCUGCUCCCUCUGCGGUAGCGAGGAAAUUAUUGUUCGGCCUUGUGGUUUAGACAGAGAUGUAGUAUGUGGCCCUCUAUCAGAUUUACAUUCAGAUUAUUGGGCCUGGCUACAAAAUAGAUUUAUUAAAAAUGCCGAAGAACGGAAAGAAAGAACUUUGGACAACGCAGGAAUUGCUGUGCCUCUGCGAACGAAGGAGAUGUCUGAGCUUGCAGAUUGGAAAUGGGAUUGGGAAGCCGGAGUGCUCCUUAUGGCUAUCAUUGUCUGCGCCCUAUUUUUUGCAGUUGUGGCAGGAUAUUCUCUUCAUCAUGCACGACACUGGCGAAUACUUGAAGAACACUACGAAGCAGAUGCACCAAGUCCAACAAGUACGGUUGAAGCUGAUAAAGACUCGAGAAAGGCAUUAGUUGAUGCAAACCGACGAAUAACAAUACAUGAGAUCCCAUUAAGUAAAAAUUUAUCAAAUUUAACAAUUCAUCACUAUCAAAAGUUGCUGCUGCUGCUACUGCCGUUAGCAGCGGCUGCAACCGAAUCAGGCUUCGCUGGACGAAUAAAUUUCGAUGACAUCCAAUUAAAUCAAGAAGAACCAUUCUCUUCCACGAUUUCCAAUGGCUGGUUGCCCCUUGCUAGAAAACGAUACGCCGCUGGUUGUGAAUACGGUCGCAGUUACUGGAACGCAGCCGGCCAGAGGUGCGUCGCCUGCUCCCUCUGCGGUAGCGAGGAAAUUAUUGUUCGGCCUUGUGGUUUAGACAGAGAUGUAGUAUGUGGCCCUCUAUCAGAUUUACAUUCAGAUUAUUGGGCCUGGCUACAAAAUAGAUUUAUUAAAAAUGCCGAAGAACGGAAAGAAAGAAUUUUGGACAACGCAGGAAUUGCUGUGCCUCUGCGAACGAAGGAGAUGUCUGAGCUUGCAGAUUGGAAAUGGGAUUGGGAAGCCGGAGUGCUCCUUAUGGCUAUCAUUGUCUGCGCCCUAUUUUUUGCAGUUGUGGCAGGAUAUUCUCUUCAUCAUGCACGACACUGGCGAAUACUUGAAGAACACUACGAAGCAGAUGUUGAAGAGAUUUCAACAAGACUAGCUUUGAUAAGUGCAGCUAGUGCCUCAUUGUCUGAUUGUACUCAUCCUAAUAAUAUCGUGUCGACGACCCCCGAUUCUAACCAAGAUGGAAAUUGUUCGAAUUUAGAACAGUUAUUAGCCGGAAAAUCUACAUCAAGACAUCCUGGACGAGUUAACAUCUAUAUAGAAGAUAAUGAAGCAUAGUGAAAGACAUUUAAAUCGAAAAUAAGUACAAAAUCUCGUGUUGUAAGGUGC